CUUAAUCACACUCAAAACACGCAUUAACGAUAAGCCCCGGUGAUCAAACAUAUGGCUCUCUCUCUACUGUGUGCGUGUCUGCAUUACAGCACCAUGUUACCGAGGGCUCCACUGCGGAAAAUUCCAAUGCCUGGUGAUGCCACCAAUAACACCCAAUUACCCUCCACUUUAUCUCUCUCUCUCACUACACCUCCAAAUUUCCCAUUUCUAACUCAUAGUUUCAUUGUUUGCAUUCUUUAAUCAUAGGAGAACUUCUAAGGUAUUGUCGUGAACAACAGAAAUGACGGACAUGGAGAAGCCGGCCGACGCCGAGGCCGAUACAAGGCCUGGCUCGGUCAAGGCAGCCGUGAGUUCUUACCGCAAGCGAAUCAGUGAAGGAAACUCCAAACUCAGCAAAUUCCAAACAAAUUUGCAAGAGAAGCCUUUCGUCAAAACAAGAGAGCUCCAUUGGGCGAAGAGAGACACUAACCUGUUAGCCGAGAGCAGAAAAAACGCAGAGUUGGUAACUGCUGAAGCGAGAUCCGAGCUGUUUGCUGCAAAGAAAAUGGCCAAAGAUCUAAAGCGAAGAAUUGAGGAGUCAAAUGCAAGAGCAAAAUCGCAGAUGGAGGACUUGGAGAAGCUGCAGAUGGGUGAAAGAGAGCAAGAAGAAUGGAAGAACGCAAAUUUUGAGUGUGAGAAAGUGAUGAGAGAGUUGGAAAUGGUGAAACGAGAACUGAGCAAGCUCAAGAUGGAUAUGGCUUCCGCCAUGGAAGAGAGGAGACGGGCGGAGAAAGAAAUGAACGAGUCCAUGUCGAAAAGAGAGUCUUACCUGAGUUCAGCUGAAUCGCUUAACAAGGAGAUUGAGGAGAUCAAUGAAGAGCACGUGCUGGUUGAGCUGGCCCGAAUUGAGGCCAUUAAGGAGUACGAACAAAUUGAAGCUCAAACAAGAGAUGAGGCAGAAAUGCACGCAUCUGCAAUAGAGGUAUUUCAGAAGAAAAAGCAGAACAUGAUCGAUGAAGUUGAAGAAGCAAAAGAACUGGAAGAAAGAUUGAUGAUCACCACGUCGGAUAUCAGUAUGUUAGAGAGUGAAAUCAAGCAAGUUAAGGAAAUUACACGGUGUGAGGAAGAAGCUGCCGACGGACUGGAUUCUGCAUCUUUGUUAGAGUCGGUGCUGAAAGAGCUGGCGGCAACAAAAGAGGAACUGAAACAAGUUAAAGAAGAAAGCUUCCAGUUUAUGGCUUCCAUGGAUGUUGUUCGCGAUGAGCUCAGGCAUGUCAUGGACCAAACAGCUCGAUUAAAGGAGGAGGAAAAGGAAUCAGAGCUGUUUAUUCAGUCUCUCAAUUCAAAGCUUCUGAGAGCCAAAACCAAGCUGGAAGCAACAUCUGCAGCUGAAGACAAGGCCAAAUUUAUCAUAUCAAAUCUCAAGCUCACGCUUGAACAGCUCGAAUCAGAAGCUGAAACACACAAGAAAGAAAAGUCUCUCAUCAGUGAAGAAACUGCACUUGUCAAGGCAGAAAUUCAGAAAUCAGAGACUCAGAUAGACUUGGCUGAGGAAAGAUUAGAAGCUGCAUUACACGAUCUUAAAGCUGUCAAAUCAUCAGAAGCAAUGGCGCUCAAGAAUCUGAAAUCUAUUAUUGAGAAGACAGUAAGAAAUAGAGCUUCAGCCUCUCGGCCUAGCUCAACAAUAACUAUUUCCAAGUUUGAAUACGAGUAUCUGAAAGGGAAUGCAGCUGGGGCCAAGGAAAUAGCAGACAAGAAGGUUGCAGCUGCUCAGGCCUGGGUUGAAGCUUUAAAGGCAAGUGAGAAAGAAAUUCAGAUUAAAGCUGAGCUCUUCAGAAGAGAAACUAGAGAGCUACAGGUAGAGGAGGAACGCGAGGUUCAUCAAACUGAAGGAUCAACAAAUUCAAAGAAAAGAGUUGAAAACGACUUUGAGAAAUGGAGGGAAAUGAUGGAACCUGAAAAGCUGCCCCCUGAGGCUGCACUUCAUGGAAAAGCCAUGAACAGAAACUUUAAAAGGACACCAACAAGACGAGGAAUGGCUCGGAGACCUGCAUCUCCAGUUGUUCAUGGUACUCCUCGAUCAACUUCUUUUACAGUCGGGAGGAGGAGAAAGGUAAUGCCAAAUCUAGCCAAGUUCUUCAGUGGAAAAACCAGACAUAGUGAUCUACAACCUAUAUAGAAACUUCACCAGUAAAGCCAUGCAUAACAUACCACUAAAUAAUGUUUUGCUAGGAAAGUCAAUCAAUUUUUGCUCCUUGUAUUUCGGGAUUGUAUGUGUUACCCUGUAACCCCAGAAAAUUUAUUUACCAGUUUCAGAGGGAGAAUGCUGUUUUCAUUGUUCAGUAACAGAAAUCAUUAUUUACUUCA
Messenger RNA from Salvia miltiorrhiza (redroot sage), 2346 nucleotides. RefSeq names its product protein PLASTID MOVEMENT IMPAIRED 2. The coding region runs from base 281 to 2158 and encodes 625 amino acids. NCBI's taxonomy places the organism in Eukaryota, Viridiplantae, Streptophyta, Magnoliopsida, Lamiales, Lamiaceae. The record is from RefSeq and is a predicted model, not a curated record. The transcript has 2 exons.